CUCUUUCCAUCAUUUUCGAAGGCUAAAGAGCUCGUGCCCACUCUUAGGCGCCUGCUCCCACGCUCCUUCGUUACUAUCAUCAUCUCUGCAAUGACUGAGCGUCCGCCCUUCGCUUCUAUCCCCAAAGCUGAUGGUGACCAGUACCACCAUAUCAUACCCAGAUUCAUCCUGCGCAGGUUCCAAGUAGGUGGUCAAAUGUCGAAAAAAGAGCGUCAGAAGGCCUUCAAACGCACCGGCAAGGAGCCAGGAGACGUCUUUUUUUAUAAUAUUGCUGCCCGAACCAUUCAAACCCGCCCUAUCGCGACUGUCUACGGGGUGAUGAACCUCUACAGGGACGUUCGCUCCCCCCUCAAUGUUAAUCACCUGGAAGAAAAACUCUCCCGACUUGAGAGUAACGCCGCCGAUGUCAUCCUACAGAUGCAUGAAGCGGUCGAUAAGGAUGGCACAUUUACCAUCACACGACAAAAGCUCGGCGGCUUGCGCCAGUUCCUCUUUCUCAUGCACUAUCGAACUGUAGCGCUUUCCGUUUCCCACGCCAACUCUGAUCAUCCUGGGAAUGCGCUCAUCAUGGAGCAGCUCAAACGCUUCGGGGAAAGUCUAGCCUUGCAUACGAGUUCUGAGAUAUGGCUCCAUUUCUUACAUUGUUUCCUUGAUGCGCAGAUAUCAGACGAUGGGGCUUCUCUUGUAAAGGAGCAAGGUUUAGCAACGUAUAUGGAGCUGGGACCAUUGCCCAGCAGUGUAGAUAUAUCAAGCACCCCUGCCGCAGUCUAUAAGCGACAGGCAGGUAUGUUCUACCUGGCUGUUUGCCAGCCAGCCGAUGACGAAGAGUUCGUCCUAACGAAUAGUGGACUCGGUUUAUGGGAAGGCUUAUCAGAGCAAUGUCACAUCCAUCGCGUAUUUGUCGUUGGGCCUCGCCUGGCCAUUAUUCUACGCAAUAGUCUGGUUCAUGCCCAAGCGAUUUCGUUGCUGGACAGCACUCUCGCUUAUAUACCACUACCGCACCCGACCUGCAGGUAUCACGACUCGGACUUUCCAGCCUGGGAUGAUGACCUGACUAGUGCUGAUCAGUACCGGAUGUCGGAGCAGGAUCAAUUUACUUUCCAAAUAACAAAGUUGACGUCGCAGCAGACGUUUGACGUCAACUCUGUCUUUCUUCUCAAUGGAAAUGACGGCGGGUCCCUCACAUUUGCGUCCAAGAAAUCCAUGAUGAAGACCCUGGAGCGUUAUAUUGACACCACAUCUGAACUUGAGGACCCGCAUAAAAGUCGGUAUGAGCCCGCCCUUCAUCAGCUACAGGCUGAGCUGCCUCAAUCACCCUCUCCCUUAACACAGGCUGAGAAGCUUGGUGGGAGCUUCCAGAAAGGCGGGACAGGUUCGGAAGCAGAGCCCCCGCCAUCUACACAAUCCGAGUCUUCGCAUGGUGCUAGUCCGUCAUCCACUGCAGCUGGUCCCCACGCUUCAAAUAUCUUAUCAAAACGCUUCAAAAAAUCGAAUAAUCGCAUUGUUAACGCAAAAUUAAAGGCCGAAGCCAUAUCGCCUCCAGCCCCGCAUCCCUCUGGCUCAUCGCAGGCGUCAGCGUCCCAAGACAGGUGGGAUCCGGUCACUCGUCCCAUUUCUGAGUCGAGGACCAUUCGAUAUAGCGACCGACACACAGAGGCAUUAGACGAAUUGAUGAUCGGAAUCAUCAUUAAAGAGAUUUCAUUCUCCUCGCAGUACGAACAAGCAUAUAGGCUCUACACAUUAUUCUCUGCGGUCCAGCCUCCUACCGUGCAUCCUUUCGCCAGAGACUGUGAUCGUGUGCUCUCCUGCAUCACCUCACGUUUUGAAGAACUUUUGAAACCUCCCAGCCGGCACGUUAGACCUCAGCAUAAUGCUUCGAGUCCUGUUCCACGGCCAAGUGCAGAUCAGCAACGCUGGGAUCUCUUGAUUACAAUUCUGGGAGAUAUGCUUGGCUUGGGGUGUGCUAAGAAUCCUAGGAAUGCAUGGGAAGAGAUGGCUAAUGGAGUGGUGGUGGUGGGGCUUUCAACUUGGGUUGUGAGGAAUAGGCCUGAUGUGGCACCUUCGCUCCAUCUCGCAUAGGUCAGUGGUGUUACGCAAAAGCAAAUAAUUUUUCCAUACAUUUGUAAUUUUAUGGCAAGCUCUGUAUAGGUAAGUAGAGAUGUAAAAAUGGUGGGUAGCGGAGUGUGUAAUAACACAGCGAUCAACUUUUGACUUCUUACCACGAUGACGACGGAUACGACACCGAACUAUUGGUCACCAGCCUCACUCCGGACACUGCGUCGUCGGCUUGAGCAAUUGAGUUUUGUAGAGACCUGCGGCAUGCGAUUUUUUUUCAGCGGCUCAUCUCUGAAUACCGGUCAAUCACCGACUAGGUCCCAGAGUUACGACCUGAUUAUUGCGAUGUUCGAUUCAUUCUUCUCUGGUCAGCUUGCUUU
Messenger RNA from Guyanagaster necrorhizus, 2435 nucleotides. RefSeq lists its product as uncharacterized. The transcript is spliced from 2 exons. Lineage: Eukaryota; Fungi; Basidiomycota; Agaricomycetes; Agaricales; Physalacriaceae. The record is from RefSeq and is a predicted model, not a curated record. Bases 91 to 2079 code for a protein of 662 amino acids.